AUGAAGCAGCUAUUCACAAUGCAGUUGCUGCAGAACCUUCAAAAUCUUGAAGAAUUAAGAGUUGAAGAUUGUGAAGGACUGGAGGAGAUAGCAGCAGAUGGCAGUGGAGUAGGACAAGGAGGAGGAGAAGGCAUCCAAUUGACUUCAAGUGAAGCCACCGCCACUGUCGUCCUUCCAAAUUUAAGGAAGUUGCAUCUGAGGGGGCUGCCGCAACUGAAGAACAUUUGCAAGGCAGCCAUGAUCUGCGAAUCAAUCCGGUCCAAUAAUAUAGCAAAUUGUCGAAAUUUAAAGAGGCUGCCUUUGUUUCUUUCCACCAUCGACGGAGAAUCAGAACCAUAUUUGCUUCCAGCUGGCACCUUUUCUUCCCUUAGAGAAUUGUGGAUUUCUGGAUGUCACAACAUGAAGCAGCUAUUCACAGUGCAGCUGCUGCAGAACCUUCAAAAUCUUGAAAUAUUAGAAGUUAAUGAUUGUGAAGGACUGGAGGAGAUAGCAGCAGAUGGCAAUGGAGUAGGACAAGGAGGAGGAGAAGGCAUCCAAUUGACUUCAAGUGAAGCCACCGCCACUGUCGUCCUUCCAAAUUUAAGGAAGUUGCAUCUGAGGGGGCUGCCGCAACUGAAGAACAUUUGCAAGGCAGCCAUGAUCUGCGAAACAAUCCGGUCCAAUAAUAUAGCAAAUUGUCGAAAUUUAAAGAGGCUGCCUUUGUUUCUUUCCACCAUCGACGGAGAAUCAGAACCAUAUUUGCUUCCAGCUGGCACCUUUUCUUCCCUUAGAAAAUUGUGGAUUUCUGGAUGUCACAACAUGAAGCAGCUAUUCACAGUGCAGCCGCUGCAGAACCUUCAAAAUCUUGAAAUAUUAGAAGUUAAUGAUUGUGAAGGACUGGAGGAGAUAGCAGUAGAUGGCAAUGGAGUAGGAUAA
Messenger RNA from Coffea arabica (coffee), 915 nucleotides. Lineage: Eukaryota; Viridiplantae; Streptophyta; Magnoliopsida; Gentianales; Rubiaceae. The record is from RefSeq and is a predicted model, not a curated record.